AUGAUGUUUUCCGCUUCAAAUCCAGCUAAUUUCAUGUACUGGGGUGAUUUACUUCUUUGUGGUUCACAUUGGCCAAUGAAUUCGAACUUGAGUACAAAGUUACAGAAAUCCAUUUCAAAUGAUUCAUACAAUUCUAUUGUUACUGCAAAUAGCAAUGAUGAAAAUACCGAUCCAGUCCAAUCGUCGUCAAAUUUAGAGAAUGAACCUAAAGAGAAUGCUUUAAAUGAUAUAUCAGGAAUUCCAUGUAGUAAUACAAUGUCAUCAGUAUUCCAGUCGACCUCAUUAUCAUCAUCAUUAUCAAUAACGUCGGCAUUAACCACAACAGCGACGAUGCCUACUACAACUUCCAUAACUAGCACCACGUUCAAUUCGACUUCUAAGUCAAAUAUAUUUGGUACUUUAGGUUUAAAUCCCUUUGAUGGAAGUUUAUUAUCACAUCUAUUAGCUUCCAUGAAUAACAACACAUCAUUGACAAAUUUAUAUACGAAUUCUUCAUAUUGUUUAUCAAACACACCAGACAACAUAAAUAAUGUCGGUGACUUUUUAACUAAUGGAGGUGUAGCAGUGAAUUCGUCGUGUAAUUCUACUGCAGUAGCUGUGGCAGCUGUUGCAGCUGGUCUUAUUAUGCCGUCAAAUGGUACUGGAACGAUUGGUUUAUCAAAUAACAUCAGACUGUCUCCAGUUACUGCACUUGGUUGUGGUCUAGUACCACUUCUAAAUAAUAAUAAUAAUCAUAAUCACUCUUCAUCAACGUCUAUUCGUAAAAGACGUCAUCAGAAUACUACGCCUAGUGCACAACUAAAUCUUUUAUUACCGGAACAUGAAAUUUAUGCAGAUUUAACAAUUAUUCAUAGAGCUUGUUCAAAAGUGUCAAAUAUUCCCAAUGGAACAUCAAUGAGUAGCGGUAGUCGUAAGCAUUCUUCACAUACUACAAGUAACAAUUCCAAUUAUACUCCUUAUAAUAAUUCGAAUACAUCUCAAUUGUGCUGUACUAGUCCAUUAAGUCCUUCCUUAGGUAAAUGUUAUGAAGAUAAUUGUGGCUCAAAUAGACUGACAAAAGAUUCCAACACAACAACUAUGAAUACACCGUUAUUUUCAUCUCAUUCAAUUGGUUCGCCUAAUUCAUUCAAUAGUGCAAGUGUUGGUGAUUUGCCAGUAACACGUACAGGUGCACGUACAACUGGAACGGGCCACAUUGGGACUAGUUCAUCCAUGAAUAACCAGUCCAAUGCAUCGUUUUCUGUGUGGAUAGACGAUGGACGACUUUACUGCGGGCAUAAAUGGUAUGAUAUUUCGGUUCAGCGUCUUUCUUUGCAACAGUUAAACUGA
Molecule: messenger RNA, 1329 nt
Organism: Schistosoma spindalis
Lineage: Eukaryota; Metazoa; Platyhelminthes; Trematoda; Strigeidida; Schistosomatidae
Source: the annotation of a GenBank genome assembly